Triticum dicoccoides is the source of this 2199-nucleotide messenger RNA. RefSeq lists its product as uncharacterized. Lineage: Eukaryota; Viridiplantae; Streptophyta; Magnoliopsida; Poales; Poaceae. The coding region runs from base 1 to 2199 and encodes 732 amino acids. The transcript is spliced from 14 exons. The record is from RefSeq and is a predicted model, not a curated record.
AUGUUCCGGGACGGGUCACAGCUUCUACCAUUGAUGUUAGUCGCACUUUUGUCCCACGCCGGUUGUAGCCUCCAUGGGAAGGCGUGUGGGAAUGAUACGAUCUUGGUCGAGACGACCGACCAGGAGCGGAUCUGCCAGCCGAUCGCUGUUGUUCAUAACAACACCAUCGCGUUCAUCGUCCAAGGCAGCUCCUACUUAGUUCACAUUUAUGAUGAAGGUCUUGUGAUGAAAAUGUUGUCUGAACCUGAGAUUGUGAAAGCUGUCCAUCUGUAUGUGUCUAAGGAGAAGGCUGACGAUCAUAUUGCUCCGCCUAGCAAGCAAAUUGAUAUUGCUCCAUCUAACCAUCCAAAUGAGAGUGUUCUCUUACAGGACGAUGGUGUCUCUGCUGAAGGGGCAGGGCAACUUAUUAUGCAAGGGCCGCAAAGACCAUUACGUAGGUCAAAAAGGUUGAAUGUGAUUCAGGUUACGGACCAAUGUGAUGAUGAAGAUGGAGACUGCAACAAUGGUGAGCAAUUCCCACCAGGUCAUGAAUCACAAGCAUUGGUCGAUGAAGAGGGUCAAGUUUACAAUCAAGACAAUGAAGUACGCAAGCGCAAGAGAACAAGCUUGCCAAUUGUCUGGAACAUGCCAAAGGGGCAAAGAAUAGUUGUAAAAUGCAAUGAAGAUAGCCAGCCUAUAGGAGAGGAAGGUGCAAUCUUGGGGAAGUUUCUGGGCACGAUUGCUAGAAAUGGGGGAUUUUGCCCACUAAACAUAAUUGAUUGGUGUCAUAUCAAAAAGAAUAGUGGUGAGGAAACAAUAUUGCAGUGCGUACAGACAAAGUUCGUGUAUCCUCGAUCAUGUGAAAAAUGGAUACUCAAAUCAAUUGGAAGAGACUGGAGGAAAUUUAAGUGUAGUUUGAAAGAUGCUUUCUUCAAUCCCGCCAUUGAAAAAAAUCCAAACAUCAAGCGAAAGGCUUUGUAUAAGCUCUGUCCAGAAGAUGUGGACAAUGAUCAAUGGCGUGGGCUUGUUAAAUAUUGGAAGUCCAAAAAAGGAAGGGCCCUUGCUGAGAAGAACAUAAUUAGCCGUUCCCUCGUGAAGGACCCACAUAAUGUUGGCACAAAGAGUUAUGCUUGUUGGGGUGAAGACAUGAGGCAAGCUGAUCCUGAAAAGAAACGACCACACAGAUCAAAGGUUUAUUUAGCAACUCACAAGAAGAAGGACGAUGCUAAUGCUAAAAAUAAAGAUAGAAAUAAGCGCCUGGAUCGAUUGGAGAGUCUAAUAACCGAACGACCAGAGUUGGCACAAAAUUUGAAUGGAAGAGUCGCAUGGGAAGGUGAUGCCCUGCAGGAAGUGUUAGGGAAAGAAAAGGUUGGACAAGUGCAUGGCAUGGGUUUGGUUCCAACUCCUAAGCAAGUCUACGGUCGUACGCCACGGUAUCUAAAGAACAUCAAUAUGACUACAACUGAUGGAUCACCAUAUGAAGUUGAACAUGAUGUUUGGGAGGAAAUAGCAAAGAUGAAAGAGCAUAUAAAAAAGCAAGACCAGAUUAUUAAAGAUAUGAAUAACAAAGAAGGCUGUGUCAAUAAUGCCAUAGAAGAGGAAAACCUCCAAUCAAAUGAUAAUGGUAUUUCUCGGUUACUAGUACUGCUUGGUAAAACAAAGAGAAUCCAGUGCAAUGGACCUGUUCAGGCACGCUCGCCUAUGCAACAUGACAUUCCUGAGGAUAAUAAUUUAUCACGUUCACAUGAAAAGGUUGGCGACCAUGAUGUCAACCAAUUACAAAUUCAACAAAAUUCAUCAUCACCACAAGACCUUGUUAUUGAUUCUGUGCUAGAGGUGAGGGAGACGAGGAAUAUUAUGGGUGAAUUUGUUUCAAGACCGAACCUGCAAGGGACUAGAACUGAACACCCACACCCAGGUCGCUCAAAAAGAAGGCGUACUUCUUCCAUCAAGGCUGCUUUCAAAGUAGUUUUAAAGACUUCAACAUAUCCCAACAAGCGGAAUGUUGCGUAUGGUACUAUUCGGAGUACUGAUCCAAGAACUAAGGCUGGUGGUAUUGAGUUAGGUGCUGAAUUUGCUCUUGUGCGCAUAGAUGAACCUAUUCUUGAUAAUGAGGAGUUGGUAAGGGAAGUUUCUGAUUGCAAGACAAUUGGUGAGGCUUUCACUUUAGGAUACUUAAUUGCCUGGCCUUCAGCUUUUAUUCGAGAGAAGGAUAGUUGA